UCGUAUUUUUCCUGUUAGUUUUAAAGUACGUUUUCCCAAAGUUAUGAUAGUUUAUUUUGUCUAGCAUAUAUAUACACAAAAAGCUUUUUGAUCUAUAACCCCACGCUGAAUAAAUGUCUUCGAGCACACAGACAAAAGCUGAAAAUAAGCUAUUGUCGAACAAGCAAAGAAGAUUUUCGAUGGGAAUGGACAAAAGAUGGACAAAUUCAGAAUAAAAUGAGUAGAAGAUGUGUGGAAACAAAUGUUGGACCAUCAAUGUUGACUUCUAAACGUGAUCUAUACAUGGGAAGAUGUGAUCAUCGAAAUCCAUAUCAGAAAUGGUUUUGUGAAUACGAUAGAAAUUCCAAGUCCUUUUAUGUCGUUCCUGAGGGUCGGGAAAAUUCACGAUGGUUUAUUCGUCCUGAGGACAAACAACUAACGGUAACAUCACAAGCUCCUCGAUUAGAACUCAGUGUUUUUGUUGACAGAAAUGGAGCAAAUCCUUGUGAUUUUGACAAAAGAGAUCCAUGUUCACAAACAGUGGCAAAAAUACCAUCAUCAGAUGCUACAUGUUUAGUCAGUGCUAAAGGAAAGAAGCAAGCUGUCCAAUCGUAUGCAGAGAUUAAGAUUUCUGGGAAAAAACCAAUCGUUAGAGAUUUUACCAUUUUCAUGUGGGUCAAAGUACGACUUUCUAAAAAUGUGGCCAGUGUUGGGUUAUUUUCAUAUUAUGUGAACAAUCGUCGUCUUCUGGGCUUGACUCAUUUUACAAGUGGUCGUAGUCGGAUUCAUUUUUUUGACCAUACCAGUGAAGUCGACACAAAUGCGAAGAAUAUUACACUAGAGCAAACUGCUUGGGUUCUUAUCUCUGUUGGUCGCUUCUCUCGAUACGAAAAAAAAUGGCUUCGAUAUUACAUAAACGAUGAACUGGUUCACAAAGCUCGUGUUUCAUAUCAUAGACUUCCUGGUACGGGGAUUUUUAGACUGGGUCAAUCCAUUGUGAGUAGUUCAAAUACGUUCAACGGACUUAUUACUCGAUUUGAAAUCGUUUUAUGGAAGACCAACUCUAUGUUAGUAAGGUCCAAAAUGAGCAAUAAGCAUUGUUGCUUUGUUGGCUAUGGAAGACCUUGGCUUGCAUGGAAAGAUGUGAUCAACACGUGGACAUUACAUGGGAACACGCGUGUGGAUCGUGGAGUCCAAUGUACAUCGUUUGAAAAGAUAACAGACAAUUGGACAGAAAUGGAAAACGCUCGUGAGACAUGUAGUAAGCCGUUCAUGGUUGCAGAUGAACGAUACUUUCCUCAAUAUCAUUUCAGCUCAUCAUCUUGGACUUCAGCUGGUAAAACGUCAUACGGACGUGCGUCUACACGAACAUCGGGUGCAUGGUGUCCAGAGAAUAAUGAUCGAAACAGUUAUUUACAGAUUGAUCUCGGACGUGUCCGAAACGUUACUGCUGCUGGUACGAUGAAAAAGAUCAGAAAUCGUCAUGCUUCAAAAAUAAAGAUCGAUCACAGUGAAAAUGGUAUUGAUUGGAAAAGCGAUGGUCAGAUAUACGACGUGACGACACGAUUGUUUCAAAAAAUGAAAAUCGUUAAGCUUGUCUUACCAGUGCGAGCGAGAUACUUGCGUUUUUAUCCAAAGAAUUGUUUGCCAGUGAAAUGCUGUCUCGCUGUUGAAGUAUAUGGUUGUGAACCAGAGUUUGAUAAAAAGAUUGUUGAGCCAGUAGAUGGAUGUACAAGAACUAAUAAACCUUACAUUCUAAUGGCGCUACCCACUCAAAGGCAUAUAACCAUGAUACAACUCACUUCAAGGCGUAACCAAAAACCAAUUAGAGAAUUCUAUAUGUACUUUGAGUCUUGGGAACAAUGGCUUCCUUAUCAAGUUAAUGGCAAAAUAAAGGUGUUCAGCGGAAACAGUGAUGUCACUAGAUCUUUCACUCAUAUUCUUCCAAUACCCUUGUUGACAAGUGCCAUCAAAAUAUAUCCCGCACCUUAUGGUGUUUCAACAUGCAGUGACAUCGAGUUUUUUGGUUGCAACAUUCCACGUAGGGAUCUCUGCACUCCAAGCGAAUUACGUCAUCUUUCAAAAAGAUUUUGUGCCAAACGGCCAAUCCCCCGAUGUAGCUUGGGUUAUUUUGGUAAUGGCCACACAUGCAAAGAUUUCAACGAAUGUGACGUCAGCACAGGUCAAUUUUGUGAUCCAAACAGCGUUUGCAAGAAUAAACAUGGAUCAUUUACAUGUGAUCCAUGUAAGAAUAGUUUCAUUGGUGAUGGACGUAUUUGUCAAACCUCGUGUGAAGCACUUGGUAUAAAAUGUGGGAAUAAUUCUUAUUGUGAUAUUGAUCAAUGUAAAUGUCAAGAAGGAUUUAUCAAAAAUGGAACACAAUGUGUCUUUGAUAUUCACUAUGGGGAAGUCAAAGAAACAAAAAUUCAACCCAAUAAAAUUGAUGGUUUAUGCCCAGAUGGUUUUUUUAAUUGUUACGGCGAUGUCAUAGGAGCUUUAAAUAAAAUGAGAAAAGCCUCCACCUCAAUGGAAAAUUUCGACUACGACGAAUGUUCGAGCAAUGGGGAUCACUAAUGGAGAUGUCAUUCUUUCAUACAGCUAGCUAAAAAUAUGAGCGCAUGGUGUGUAUUAAAAAGAAGUUGAGUUAAAAAACUUGUGAAUCUUAGAUUAAAUCGGUUUGUAUUUUACAGUAUAUUGUUCUAAUAGAAAGGCUUUGAUUGGUAUGAACAUUUCAUGGUAUUAAAAAAUGUGAAAAAGAA
Molecule: messenger RNA, 2738 nt
Organism: Xenia sp. Carnegie-2017
Lineage: Eukaryota; Metazoa; Cnidaria; Anthozoa; Malacalcyonacea; Xeniidae
Exons: 14
Coding region: 217-2553 (778 amino acids)
Molecular function (GO): calcium ion binding
Source: RefSeq, a predicted model, not a curated record